AAGCUUCAAGAACAACCCAAAUGGUGACCUACGGAAAUCAACUUUGUACUUCCGGUUCAAUCACUAUUGACCUGUGAACCCACCCGGUGUCCCAUCAGGAUAAAUUAUUGAUCUAUCUGUGACCUGAAGGACACCUGAGUUCCCACCAGCUUACCUGGAUGCAGUCCUUAGCUAGGGAGGGUUUGCGUGUAGUCAGGGUGUCAUUGGUAGGGGCUAAAUUCGGCCUAAAGACUUGUACAGGAGUCAGACUAUCGUCCCAUCGGUGGAAGUCCACGCGUCCGGCCGCCAUGUCUGCGUACCAGUCAGACAGUGUGCGGCACUCGUACGACAGCAUCAUCAAGUCCGCAGGGGACAAACGCACGUACAGGGGGCUCGAGCUGACCAAUGGCAUGAAGGUGAUGUUGGUCAGCGAUCCAACCACAGACAAGGCAGCAGCAGCUCUGGAUGUCAAUAUAGGUUACAUGUGUGAUCCAGACGAUGUCCCUGGAUUGGCCCACUUCUGUGAACAUAUGUUAUUUCUGGGAACAAAAAAGUACCCAUCUGAAAAUGAGUACAACAGGUUUUUGAAUGAACACGGAGGAGCAUCCAAUGCCUUCACCGCAGCAGAACACACCAACUACUAUUUUGAUGUGUCCAGCCAGCAUCUGGAAGGAGCGCUGGAUAGAUUUGCCCAGUUUUUCAUCAGCCCAUUGUUUAACGAAGAAUCCAAGGACAGGGAGCUGAACGCGGUGGACUCGGAAAACGAGAAGAACCUAAAGUCGGACAUGUGGCGCCUGCAUCAGCUAGAGAAGGCCACGGCUGACCAGAAACAUCCCUUCAGCAAAUUUGGAACAGGUAACAAGUACACACUAUCUGAACGACCUGCCCAGCUGAACUUAGACGUGAGAGAUGAACUUCUAAAGUACCACUCCACGUACUACUCAGCCAAUGUCAUGGCACUCUCAGUUUUGGGAAAAGAGGACCUUGAUUCCUUGAGUAGGUUGGUGGUAGACAAGUUUGCAUCAGUGGAGAAUAAGAAUGUGAAGGUGCCAGAGUUUCCCAUCCACCCUUUUCAGGAAGAACAUCUCAGGCUUCGCUGUGACGUCGUCCCUGUAAAAGACAUUAGGACCAUGAAUGUGGCCUUCCCCUUACCAGACCUGCACCCGUACUACAGAACAAAUCCUGGUCACUACCUCGGCCAUCUGAUUGGCCAUGAAGGCCCUGGGAGCCUACUAUCACUACUCAAGGCAAAGGGCUGGGUGAACAGUCUGGUAGGAGGACAGAGAGAAGGAGGGAACGGGUUCAUGUUCUUCACUGUGAAUGUGGACCUGACGGAAGAGGGACUUGGUCAUGUAUACGACAUUGUGACUCACAUCUUUCAAUACCUGGAGAUGCUGAGACAGGCUGGGCAUAAGGAGUGGAUCUUCAACGAGUGCAAGGAUCUGAGUGCCCUCAAGUUCAGGUUCAAGGACAAAGAAAUGCCUCGAAAUUACACCAGUCACUUGGCUGGACUCUUACAGCAAUACCCCUUGGACCAUGUGCUUGUUGCUCCCUACCUGUGUGAGGAUUACAAGCCAGAACUCAUAGAUGAUGUACUGUCCAAACUCACUCCAGAGAAUGUCAGGGUUGCUGUGGUGGCCAAAGCUUUUGAAGGUGCAACAGAUAGUGAAGAAAAGUGGUACAAAACACAGUAUAGGGUGGAACCAAUUUCUCCAGACCUCAUUAAGCAAUGGAGUCAGGUAGAGACACAUCCUGACCUGAAGUUGCCCCCUCCUAACGAGUUUAUCCCAACUCAGUUUGAGAUCAAGCCCAGGCCAGCGGAGGCACCAUCAAUACCAGAAUGCAUCAAGGAUGACCCCAUGUGUAAGGUGUGGUUCAAGCAGGAUGACACCUUCCUUCUACCCAAGGCCUGCCUCAACUUUGAAUUCAUCAACCCCGUGGCGUAUGCUGACCCUCUGAACUGCAACCUGGCAUACAUGUUUGUACAGCUGUACAGAGAUGCGCUGACGGAGUAUGCCUAUUCUGCUGAACUGGCUGGUGUGUCAUACACACUCCACAACACCACCUAUGGCUUCUAUCUUGCUAUUGGGGGAUACGAUGACAAGCAGUCCAUUCUCCUGAAGAAGGUUCUGGACAAGAUGACAUCGUUUACUAUUGACCCUAAGAGGUUUACUAUCAUCAAGGAACUUUACACACGUGCACUGGAAAACUUCAAGGCAGAGCAGCCGUACCAACAUGCGGUGUACUACACAACGCUGCUGUUGUCUGAAGUGGGCUGGACAAAGGAAGAACUGGUUGGCAGUCUCGAUGAGGUGACAAUAGAAAACCUGCAGUCCUUCAUGAAGCAGCUGUUCUCUCAUAUGUACAUGGAGUGCCUGGUACAUGGCAACGUCACACAACAGCAAGCCCUGGAUACUGUUGAGUUGGUGGUCGGCAGUCUGCAGGAAAACACGAAGACACGCCCUCUCCUGGCCAGCCAACGUGUCAAACACAGAGAAGUCCAGCUCCCUCAGGGUGUGGCCCACAAGUAUGAAAGAGAAAAUACUGUUCACAGUACGAGUGCCAUUGAAACAUACUAUCAGUGUGGCCUUCAGUCCACCAGGGACAACAUGCUGCUGGAGUUGCUGUGUCAGAUUCUGAACGAACCCUGCUUCAACCAGCUCCGCACUCAAGAACAGCUAGGUUAUAUCGUGUUCAGCGGUGUGAGGCGGGCCAACAGUGUCCAGGGGCUGCGCUUCAUCCUGCAGUCCGACCGCCAGCCCGCGUACUUAGAUGAACGGGUGGAGGUUUUCGUGCAGAAAAUGGAGUCUCACCUGCAGGAUCUGAGUGAGGAGGAGUUCCAGAAGCACAUCACAGCCCUGGUGGUGCGCAGGCUUGACAAACCCAAGAAGCUGACCAGUGAGACGGCCCGCCACUGGGGAGAGAUCCUGGCGCAGCAGUACAACUUCGACAGAGACAACAUUGAAGUUGAAUUCCUAAAGACAAUCACCAAAGAAGAGUUGCUGAACUUUUACAAGGAACACUUUUCCUGGGGAGCCCCUAAGAGACGUAAGCUGACCAUCCAUGUGAAACCAGCUGAAGCCGCACCAGGAACUGACGAACAGGGAGCAGAAGCAGCCCAGCAGACAACAGAAACUAACUCACCUCCGGACAUCCCUGUGCCCCAGGAGAUCACCGAUGUGACAGCCUUCAAGAGCAACCUUCCCCUCCACCCCCACCUGCCUCCCUACCAGCCUCACAAGGACCCGGACUUUGUUCUCUCUCAGGGAAAGGCAAAACUCUAGUCAGACAUCAGGCACAAGGUGGGCACUCUCAGGGCUCGUAAUACAGGUGCAGAUUUGUGCACUUUUGUGCAGCCAAAUUGGAGCUUUACACCUAAUUGUUUACUAUGGGUGCACCAGUGCACCUUGAUAGUCUUUACACAAUGUAAAAUGUAAGGUUACCGUACUAUAAUUGUACACUAGAAGACAGAAUACUAAAUGUUUUUAAGCAUCUGAUAAAGUUAGGGAUAAAAGCUUUGUUGUAUGGGGUAUUUAAGAUCUUGAAGUCUAAGCUAUAGACCUACAUGUCAAUGUCCAUAAAAGUUAUAAUAAGCGUACAUGACUAGUGACUGUAGAACACAUCUCGUAAAAAGUUUUCAUCUAAGAACUUUCAUGUUGAUGAUACCAAUAUUGUCAAAAUGGGAAAAGAGGAAUUUCAAAGUCAAACUGGAGACUGUAACCUCAACAAAUUUCUUACAAUUUAUUGUUCCAUACAUAAGGCAAUGACAAGAUGUCUUGCUUUCCUGACAUUAUGAUGAUAAAGGGAGAAUGACAUGUACUUUUAAUUACUACCAAUAGCUGCCCUUGUUAUGUUAGCCCAUGCCAUACAUAUACAUUAUAUCUCAUUAUUUGCAAGUUGCAUUUUACAACAUUUUGCAAGAACCAAGGAAUUAGAUCUUUCUGGCUACUCUGUUAUAAUUUAUGUUUUCUUUACUAGUUUGUAGGUUGAUUUUAGAGUUCAGAAAAUGUCAUGAUUAGGAAUACUUCUUUUUAUCAUUUUUUUCAUUAGUGAUUGAGAUACAAUGUAGAACUUUAAAUCAUUAAUAUUAAUUAUUAAAAUGGACUUUCAUCUUCAAGUUGGUACUGUACAUGUACACAAACAUAAAAGUGAUACUGUAACAAUGAUUUUGACAGAUAGUAUAUGAAACUACACCUGGUCCAGCUCAAGAUGUACAUAAUCGAUUAGUGUUUAUACUUUAAAUACAUUGAAGUUAAAUUGUUAUAACUUUAAGUCUUAAGAAUCAAAGAGGCCUGAGCAGAAAACUGUUAUACUAACAAUUACCCGUAGAAGCAAAGCCAUACUUCAUCUGAAGUUAACUACUAUGCCAAGGACUAGAAUCUUUUUAAAUGCUGCUCUAAGACUUGUACAUUUACAAAGUGCAAACUGACUUUGAAUGUUCUUACCAUCAUUAAAAGAGUUGUAACAAAUUGUGGUUAAAUGUGCUGAAUAUUGAGGACAAAGAAAAUAAGAAUAAAAUUUUAUGGAUCACA
Molecule: messenger RNA, 4511 nt
Organism: Branchiostoma floridae (Florida lancelet)
Lineage: Eukaryota; Metazoa; Chordata; Leptocardii; Amphioxiformes; Branchiostomatidae
Product: insulin-degrading enzyme-like
Exons: 31
Coding region: 159-3263 (1034 amino acids)
Biological process (GO): peptide catabolic process
Cellular component (GO): mitochondrion; cytosol
Molecular function (GO): metalloendopeptidase activity; metal ion binding
Source: RefSeq, a predicted model, not a curated record